AUGUUGACAAAAGAUGUGGCGAUCAUCUUUGUUGUUGUCUUUGUAGUGGAGGCUGCAUUGAUCAUCCUUGGAAACGCCUUCACCAUCUUUGUUUUCUUAACUCCGACUCGGAAAUCGCAUAUAAGAAGAACUUGUUAUCUCUUGAUAAAUCUCGCCGUUGCUGACUUACUUGUGGGUAUUACAGAGCCCAUAAUUCUGGGGAUGGAAAAGUACCAUCAGAUGACGGCGACAACGUCAAAUCCGAGGGGAAUUAACGAAACAAACCCACUGAGGGGAAAAAGAGAAAAUGGUCUACCAGGAGCAAUGCAACUUUUUGCAUCAAGUGCAUCGGUGUUUUUUCUCGCUCUGAUUUCCCUCGAGCGCGCUUUUGCUGUGUUAAAACCGUUGCGUCAUCGUGUUGUUAGCACUCGCGUUUACAUCUACAGUAUUGUCGUUGUAUGGGCUGUAGGAAUUUUCAUAUUUGGUCUGAUGGCUCUUUCCUUUUAUUACCUAAAGCUGGCGAGGGAGACUGUUCAUGUUGUUGUACAUUUUUGCCUUUUCAUAUCUUUUGUGAUGAUUUGUGCGAGCUACCUCAAAAUACAAACACGAUUGAGCAGCACUGCACCCGAAGUAGCCGUUGUCAACCGCCGUCAAACUGCUGAGUAUAACGUACGACUUUCAAGGACUCUGUUCGUGGUGAUCGCUUUGUCGCUGCUGUUUUGGCUGCCAGCGUUUGCUGUUUACAUAGGUAGGCACAUCUGCAAGAGGUGUUUUCACCCAUACGUGAUGUGGACGGUCAAUGUUUUCCAUCUUGCCAAUUCUUUAGUUAAUCCCUUCGUGUAUAGCUUCAGGAUGCCUGUAUUCAAAGAAGCGUGGGAGAAAUUGUCAAGAAGACGAAGGCACGUUAUUGGAACAAGAAAUAUCGAGGCUACAAGUCUGGCUUUGAGUCCAUCUUCUACUUCGAGGAUGAAUCACACCGGUUUCUCGGCUGCCGCAACAUAUGGGGGUUCUCAGUUAAAUCUCUCUACGGAAAGUGGAGAUCAGCUUUUUACAGCGAGUUCACCGAAGCUUUCACCUGCAGUCAGCACUGCUCGCAUUGGUACAAAACAAACAAGU
Porites lobata is the source of this 1095-nucleotide messenger RNA. The record is from the annotation of a GenBank genome assembly. Lineage: Eukaryota; Metazoa; Cnidaria; Anthozoa; Scleractinia; Poritidae.